AUGGCCACAUUACCAGAUGAUCUUGAAAAGCAAACAAUCAGUCAUGUUUCAAAUAAUGGUGAUAUUUCUUCAACUGAUGAGCCAAAAGGUUAUAGUGUAAAUGGAGGUAGUACAAUUCAUAGAAUUACAACCUCAAAUGAUGGUGAUUUAGUUUAUUUAGGAAAUCAAGCUUUCCAUAAAAGUGAAUUAAUGAAUGCAUUUGCUGGUGAUUUGAAUCCAGGAUUGCAUGCAUCACCUCAUCGUCCAAUGGGAAAUCCUGUACCUUUAGGUUUAGCCGGGUUUGCAAUUUGCUGUUUUGUUGUUUCAAUUGUUAAUUGUGGUGCAAGAAGUACUAGUAAUGUUAAGUUGAUUGGUGGUGCGGCCUUGUUUUUUGGUGGGAUAAUUGAAUUAAUUGCAGGUUUAUGGUGUUUAGUUAUUGAAAAUACGUUUGCAGCAACUGCAUUAGGAAGUUAUGGUGGAUUUUGGUUAGGUUUUGGUUCAAUUUUGAUUGAUCUUGGUGGAAUUACAUCAAGUUAUGAAGAUGAGACAGAAUAUGCAAAUGUUUUAGCAUUUUACUUAUCAGCUUGGGUUAUUUUUUCAUUCUUGAUGUGGAUUUGUACAUUUAAAUCAACCUGGCCAUUCUUUAUAUUAUUUUUAUUAGUUUGGGUUUUCUUGAUGUUUUUAGCCAUUGGAUAUUUUAUCAAUUCUAGUGGAUGUCUAAAAGCUGGUGGUGUAUUGGGAUUAAUGGCAAGUUUCAAUGCAUUUUUCAUCAUAUUUGCUGGUGUUGCUGAUAAAACCAAUUCUUAUAUCACUGUUAGAGCAACACCAAUGCCAGGGGCACCAACUGUUUGA
This is a messenger RNA of Hansenula ciferrii, 831 nucleotides long. Its product is annotated as acetate uptake transporter family protein. Gene Ontology annotation, cellular component: plasma membrane. Lineage: Eukaryota; Fungi; Ascomycota; Saccharomycetes; Phaffomycetales; Wickerhamomycetaceae. Gene Ontology annotation, molecular function: acetate transmembrane transporter activity. The record is from RefSeq and is a predicted model, not a curated record. The transcript has a single exon. The coding region runs from base 1 to 831 and encodes 276 amino acids.